GGCGGUUUCUGUUCAACAUCGGAAUCAACCAGCAGCAGAGCUUAGCUGAGAGGUUUGGCGACAGCUCCCUGCAGGAGAGGGUUGAAACAGCAGAGCUUGAAGCGUCUCAGAGCGUACUGCGACACACUCGGAGAGCGGCUGCCUGACAUGGCUGGUAUCCAGUCACUGGCGGACUUGUUGUCUUCGCUGGAUCGCAGCGUGGAAUCCAAGAAGAGGAAGAACGUGGAGGUUCUGUGGAACGCAGCCAUGAUCUGUCGUACGGUGAACGGCGUGCGACUGACCAGCUGCAAAGAGCGCAAAGGACCGCACGGCAUGUCGGUGACGCUGGAGCAGUGCACGCUGCUGCGAGGAGCGCCACACGCUCGGCCGGCAGCACUUCGGGGAGCGCGCUUAGACUGCAUGAGGAGGGAUGGCUGCAGGAUGGAGAAUGUGCAGAAGAACGUGGGAAACAGGAAGUUUGCCUUCAGCAGCGUGCAGCUCCUCACCUUCCCCAAACUCUACAGACCCCAGACGGGAGCUAUGGGUAGACACGCCCACUUUGUCAUCCACUGACUUUGUAACUGGAAAAUGAUGCGCUGCCUUGUGUGAUACCUGUACAUUGAUUUUAUUUUUCAAUCUCUCUGGAUGUUUGGUAAAAAACGUUUUUACAAUUAAAAAAACUUUUUACUGGUCUCAUGUCCUCAUGCAGCUGGAUUUUUGUUGCGUUGCUGCCACCCGGUGGUCAGUCCAAAAGCACCUCAAGUUCAAGAACUCAAGAGAUGUGUGGAAAUAAUUUUCAUUAAAGUUCAUAAAAUAAUCCACUGAUGGAAGAAGCAAGAACAGAAGCGAAUGAGUAUUUCUUUCAUUUCUUUUUGUUUGUUUUCAAGUUAGCAUUCAGGGAAAUUUUACUUUCAGUGAACACAGCUUAAUUACAAGAGUAAUAAAUGAUGCCAAAUGAAAAAAGGUGUAGGUGGAAGAUCAAAGUUUAUUAUGCCCAAACA
Molecule: messenger RNA, 980 nt
Organism: Salarias fasciatus (jewelled blenny)
Lineage: Eukaryota; Metazoa; Chordata; Actinopteri; Blenniiformes; Blenniidae
Product: type II inositol 3,4-bisphosphate 4-phosphatase-like
Exons: 5
Coding region: 148-552 (134 amino acids)
Cellular component (GO): cytoplasm
Molecular function (GO): phosphatidylinositol-3,4-bisphosphate 4-phosphatase activity
Source: RefSeq, a predicted model, not a curated record